CAUACUCGCUAUGCUGUUGUCUCUGACCUGCUUUACAGAUUGAGACAAAAAUCGUGGAAGUGGCAUUCAGACAAGAAGAAAGAUGUCAAUUUCCUCAAAAAUUUACCAGGCGCAUCCAAAACGCUCCAGAUUUUCAAUGCUGAUCUUGAACAGCCAGACAGAUUUGAUGCAGUCAUUGAAGGAUGCAUUGGAGUGUUUCGUGUGGCUCAUCUCAUUGAUCUCGAAGACAAAGAAUCAGAACAAGUCAAGACCAGAAGAGCAAUCAAUGGGACUCUAAGCAUUUCAAAAGCUUGCCUUGAUUCCAAGACAGUGAAAAGAGUAGUGUACACUUCUAGUGCAUCAACUGUGGUGUUCAAUGCCAAGGGUGGUUUAGAAGAAAUGGAUGAGAGAACAUGGAGUGACAUAGAUUUUAUGAGAGAACUUAUGCCUUUUGGAGCUUCGUACAUGAUUUCCAAGACAUUAACAGAAAGAGCAGCUCUAAAGUUUGCAGAAGAACGUGGAUUGGAUCUUGUGACAGUAAUUCCUUCUGUUAUUGGAGGCCCCUUCAUUUGCCCCUAUUGCCCCGGCUCUGUCUACACAUCAUUGGCUAUGAUUUUCAGUUACAAGUAUCCAAAUAAGUUUCUUGCUAAUAUACCUUUGGUGCAUGUCAAUGAUGUGGCAAGUGCAAACAUCUUCCUUCUUGAAAAUCCUGAUGCGAAAAGAAGAUCCAUUGAGAGAACAAAAGACUCGUGGGGGCACGAAGUGCCUCAAUAUACGAGGCAUGCAAGAGGGAGAGCGUAUUACAGUUUCUUUCAAUGAGGUCGGCCAGCCCAUUGGGGGAAGAGGGCGUAUUACGGUGUCUAAUUGUCAUAGGUUUGUAACGAGAUUGGAACUUCUCAAGCACCGCCACAAGUACCACGACAUGCAGAUCAUCCUCCUCUUCAAAUACACUCGUUGUUCCAUCCUGGAAGAGGAUUUCAAUUAGAUAUCUGUUCGCUUCAGUUCUCGAGAUCUGGCUUGUUAACAAUAUUGUGGUUGACUCAGCACUUACAUUUAUGAAGAAAUACUACUUGCAGUGGUAAGUUUUAUCGUUUAGAAUUCUCAAGUCAUUCAUAUUCAAUCUUACCAUAUCUUAUUGUUUUUAAUUUGUCCUUUGACUUUUGAGAUCCGAAUGCACAGGGAAGUCAGACUCCUUUUGAGUGUUCAAUUUUAGAUAUAACUAUUUAUUAACGAUUCUCCCCUACAAAUCCUAUGUCCAUAUUUCAUCUUUUGUUUUGUUCAAGUUUGCAACCACUGUACCAGGUCAAGAUGCAUGAAGGUUUGAUGACAUUAGAAAGGAAAGCAUGAUGCAUUAUAAGACAACCAUGGAAAAUGUGAUAGGAUUUGACGGUUUGGGGACUAUCAGAAACCUGAACAGAAGCCCAGUGAGAGAGCUUGUCUUAGUGGGAAUGUUGUGAUGUAUCUAAAUGAUAACUAAUUGAACCAUGUGCCGUAGGAGAAUUAUAUUGCUCUUGUGCUCCCGAUGAUGGGAAAUGCAUCACAUUGGAAUUUGGAAGUGUUGGAAAUGGGGGCAUUAAAAACAUAAACUUUGGAUGAAAUUUGGAAUAGAUUCUGCUAAUAAUAAUUUGCAGAUCUCUAGACGAGCGUGUUUCUCUCCGCAAGGAGAUGAACGUGGUAUAUUUACUUUCUUAAAUCCGUUUCCGGGUGAAUGAGAAAUUAGCUCCAAAGUAUGGUGUUUUGAUAAGUCUAAAUGGGUAUGCAAAAUGUGAGAAGUGUUUGUUCCACAUGGAAAAAAUGUUGAAACAAAUUGAAAUUUAAAUAAGCUGAGUUUAAGAUUUGGGCUUGGGUUUGGGCCUAAUUGUAAAGUCCAGAUUAUUUUUUUUUGGAAUUUUGGAUUGGGCCUAAUUUUGGGCUGGGCUUAUUUAAAUGGGUUUCACUAA
Cornus florida is the source of this 1919-nucleotide messenger RNA. RefSeq names its product vestitone reductase-like. The transcript is spliced from 6 exons. The annotation marks the transcript as partial. Lineage: Eukaryota; Viridiplantae; Streptophyta; Magnoliopsida; Cornales; Cornaceae. The record is from RefSeq and is a predicted model, not a curated record. Gene Ontology annotation, molecular function: oxidoreductase activity, acting on the CH-OH group of donors, NAD or NADP as acceptor.